AUGCCUCCCACAAAGAGCUCCAUUCACUGGACUUUGUCAGAGGUGUUUGGGCAGCGGAGGGUUUUGGGAUUCGGAGCUCUGCUGGCAUGGCUCGUCCUCUUCCACCUGCUGGUCAACGUCUGGCUGCUCUGCGUCUUCACCAGUCUCUUGGUGGUCCUCGGCGGUUGGCUGGGGUCCCGCGUCAUGCUGGACACAAACAGCCUUCUCCAUCUGGAACACUUUUUGCCUCUUGGCAGUAUGAACCCACCUCUGUACUCACCUGAACAUGAGUGGAGGUUGAACAAUGAGAUCCACAAUGCCGUCCACAAAGCGGUGCGGGACUUUGUGUCUUCGUGGUAUCGAACUCUGCUGCCAGAGGUGGAGGGGGAGUUCGAACGUGCGGUGCGUAACUCGAUGCUGGAGUCAGUGAUGGAAUUGAAGGAGCGUGCGCGGCGAGUUGACAGAAAAGCUCUAGUUCAACGGCUGCUGGAGCUUUAUGGUUGUCACCUGCAGAGCUACAUGGCGGCGAGACACAUACAGUCGACGCAGAAGGAGAGCCUGAAUCUGUGGCGGCUCUACAGUGAAGUGGAUGCCCCUCACCCAGCCGUGAGCACUGCAUCUGCUGAGCUCAGCUACUCCAGGGCCUUAGUUAACCUCGUCUUAAAUGUACUGGUUCCAUUCCCUCAAAUGGAAACCAGGACCGGCGGUUACAUGGUUACAGAACUCAUCACCUGUAACGUGCUGCUGCCGCUCAUAAACAGGGUGUCCGAUCCUGACUGGCUCAACCAGACCAUUGUCGACGUCAUCACCAAGUCCAGAGAACCACAGGAAAUCAAUGUGGAUGAGUUCCCAGCUGCAACUGGACUACACAGAUGUGAUGUUCAGAAUGAGUCCUGGAUCACCUGCAAGUCUCUGUCAUCGUCUGAUCCAGCCAGCUUCACCAGCAGAAGCUCCUCUGAUCAGGACGAUCCACAGAGCACCAUGUCUGAGAGAGACUCCUCCCUGAGCAGCAUGGUGAGCCUGAUGUCUGCGGGGAAUGUGGAAAGUUGUCCCGCAGGUUUGCCCUCACCGUGCAAAGUCAACUGCUGUUCCCUCGCGCCCGGCCACUUCUCCCCCUCGAUAAAGUCCAAAAGGAUUUUAUAUGACUCCUUAAUCCAGACGGACUCAGAAGACGACCUGACAGGAGGCUUUUGUGAAUGUGGCCCUCCAACAAACUUCUGCAACGUGAUGAAUUUUAAGGAUGAUGAGGCGUUCGGUUGCUUUGGUCCGCUGAAGAACCUGGGGGCGAAGGUGGUGUUGCCCGAGGAAUCCCAGUGGCCAGCAGGAAUAGCCCUAGGGAAACCCCAGCCAUGUUCUCCAAAAAUAUUCUCUCUGACCCCCUGCGACUUUGACACCCAAGCUGCACCAAUGAACAUCCAGAACGUGCAGAUUUCUGGCACUAUCAAUGCAGUAGAGCAGCGCGGCACAAGCAUACAUCCCUAUACACUUUACACUGUAAAGUUUGAGAAAAUGGGCGAAACGGAAAACGGUGGCUCUCCACAACCGGCUUCCUGUCACACUGUCAACCGGAGAUAUAGCGAGUUCCUCAACUUGCAAACACGUCUAGAGGAGAAACCCGAAGUCAAGAAAGUUAUCAAGAAUGUCAAAGGUCCAAAGAAAAUGUUCCCUGACCUCCCGUUUGGCAAUGCAGAGUGCGACAAGGUGGAAGCCCGUAAAAGCCAGCUGGACACAUUCCUGAAACAAUUAAGCUGUAUCCCUGAGACAUCCAACAGUGAGGACAUGCAGGAGUUCCUGGCUCUAAACUCAGACGCCUGCACAUAUUUUGAAGAAAGAAGAAGACCUUUAGUCAAGUCAAGGAUUGAUAAGGAUAAAGGAACGUUCCUCCUGGUUUUGGAUGCCAAGACAUUUGAAGAACUGGCCAGAGCCAACGUGCCCGUUAACAUGGCUUAUGGCUUCCAUGGUGCAUUCAAUGCCACUCCAUAA
Messenger RNA from Notothenia coriiceps (black rockcod), 1962 nucleotides. It is a transcript of the gene snx19a, whose product is annotated as sorting nexin 19a. The record is from RefSeq and is a predicted model, not a curated record. Lineage: Eukaryota; Metazoa; Chordata; Actinopteri; Perciformes; Nototheniidae. Bases 1 to 1962 code for a protein of 653 amino acids. Gene Ontology annotation, cellular component: intracellular membrane-bounded organelle. The transcript is spliced from 5 exons. Gene Ontology annotation, molecular function: phosphatidylinositol binding; oxidoreductase activity, acting on single donors with incorporation of molecular oxygen, incorporation of two atoms of oxygen.